Molecule: messenger RNA, 587 nt
Organism: Trichosurus vulpecula (common brushtail)
Lineage: Eukaryota; Metazoa; Chordata; Mammalia; Diprotodontia; Phalangeridae
Product: phosphatase and actin regulator 1-like
Exons: 4
Coding region: 249-587 (112 amino acids)
Source: RefSeq, a predicted model, not a curated record
UACUUAAAGGUUGCAUUUCAUCAUAAUAUAAAAUAGGCAAAUCCAUCAUUUUUCUUUUCUCAGUGCUCUUGGAUCGCAUUUGAAGGGAAAAUUAGAAACUGUUCAUUUUGGCUGGCAGGCUCCGGAGUAGUACACAGCUAGCUCUAUUCCAUGCAUUGCAGCAUGAUGGAAGGGGGUCCAUAACUGCUGGAAUUGAGCUGAAUUUUUCCUCUUGAACCUAAAGAAGCAGCACAUUUGUAACACCAAGGAUGGAUUACCCAAAGAUGGAUUAUUUUCUGGAUGUUGAAUCUGCUCACAGACUGUUCUACAGUCAAGGAGCUCAAGCUCGCCGGGCGACCCUGCUCCUUCCUCCCACAUUAAUGGCGGCAUCUUCGGAGGAUGAUAUAGACCGGCGGCCCAUCAGGAGAGUCCGGUCCAAGAGCGAUACUCCGUAUCUCGCCGAGGCUAGGAUCUCCUUUAACCUAGGGGCAGUUAACACUCUUGAUGAUGUUCUCUUCAUCUCCCAGAGUGACAGUGCUGAUGGUGUUAUUUUCUCUGUUGGAAUUUCUUCCAUUAGCAAGAUUGAUGCUGCUACUCUUUGUAGCUGA